GCGCUCCCUAAUCCCACGGUCGACUCCACACUAUCCACAUUCGGAGCAAGACGUUUGCUUUAGUUCAGUAUAUUUUGCCGUACGCACUUGUAAUAACUGUUCAAUUAUAGGCGAGCUAAAUUAGCGUUGUGAUAGGACCCCACUGGAAUUUGUUUAGCAACUCGCGGGAAAAGUUUGGAACGCAUGCACUCGCUACAAAGUUGCAAACAACGUUUUUUUAAUGGAUGCUUCGGCUGUGAAGUUCGGAAAGGGGGCGCAGGCUGGGGUCGUAGGCUAUCUGAUCUGACUUUAUAAACAGACAGUAUCCUGUUGCGAGCAGAGUCAGCUGGCUCACGGAGGAGAGAACGGAGCUUCUUCUCGCUAUUAUUCGGAUCUUUGUCCAUUCCGGAGUAGGCCUAGGCAUAAUUGCUUCCGCAGGAUAGCUAACACAUUACGGGAGAAACUAAUUCAACUUCAGGUCGGGAUCUUCACGUCAGAAUACCGCUUGACAGUGCUCUCUCUCCGCUGCCUGGACUGGACAGAAGCUUGGUAAUCUUUUACUUCGAGAGUGACGAGGGUUUGGAUUUAAUCCUUUCGUUUCAAUUGUUUACUGUGAUUAACAUUGUUUUUAUUGGCUAGCCUACUUUUUAUUUUAUUUUGGACAGAACUUUUUUUGUGACAGUUGUGGCUCGAAUCUUAAAUCAGAUCAUAGUUUAUACACAUUUUGUAAUUCACUUCAAGAUGGAUAAAUACGACGAUUUGGAUCUUGAGGCAAGUAAAUUUUUAGAAGACCUCAAUAUGUAUGAGGCAUCUAGGGACGGGUUGUUCCGAAUGAAGAGGGAUGCAGGGAACAACUCCGACUUUGAAGAAACCAGGAGGGUUUUUGCCUCCAAAAUGACAAAAAUCCACAUACAGAAACAGCAAGAGGAAAUAGCCAAAAACAAUUUGGCAGUGAGAAUGAACGGGGGUCAAAACAGAGCGGCAGACAGCACGUUUUACACCAAAGACAGGCCGCCUAUCAAUAGCUACAGACAGGCAGGAGAAGCUGCGGCCAAGCCUCCCAUACUCUCUGGCCCUUUGCCAGGCACCGCCAGUGGCGCGAGUCAGUACGCUCCCUAUGACGCUCUGAAACACCAUUCACCCAGUCAACAGCCAUACAGCUACGGAAACAAUUACGAUAACAAGGACCGUUUUGAGCCGCAUUCUUACCACCACGCCUUGAGUCCCACCAGCCCAGGGAAUGCACCCACACAUGCUUCUGGUCACCCUGCCAGUCCCUCUGUCACUUGGGCCUCUUACUCUUCCAGCCCUGGUGGAUCAUCAGGGCUUAUGUGCAGCCCACCUCAGCAGCCCCCACACCACUCACCAUCUCCCUCCUUCUCCGACAGCCUACCAUCUCCGAGCCCCACUAGACUGCACCAGAGCAAGGCUGCCACUCUACUAGUGCGGCAGAGACCCCCCAUGGUGGCUGGGGCUGCAGCAGACUGGAUGCGGAGCUUGGGGAACCCAGAGCUGAUUGCACCGCUCCCUCUGAGUGCCUUCACUGGCGGAGCUGACCUGUACCAGCAUCUGUCUCCACAACCUGCCCCUGUUACACCGCCAACAGGCCCUUACUCAGCAGCACCCUGCAUGGCCCCAAGACCAACCGCCAACCAGGGAAAUCUACGCCAGAACGGGCUCUCUCAGAGUCCUGUGGUUCUCACCCCCAGCCCCACCCCUGCUCAAGGGGCUGUCCCAACCCCACCUGUACACCCAUCUGAGACAGCCCAGCCCAAAGUCACUACUGGAGCUUACUUCCCUGCCUCUGCCUCUCCCUCUGGAACCAGUGUCUCUAGAAGCUUUGGCCAGGGUCAAGGUAUAGGCCAGGCCCAGGGCAGGCAAGUGGCCAUGGGGGUGGAUGUGCCCUCUGGCCUAGACAGCCAGCUGUCCUCUGGUGGUGAGGCUUGCCAGCUCCAACACCAGCCCCAGUCUCUCAAACUGCCCUGCCAGACUCUCCAUGUCCAGCCAGAGCAGGGGCCGUCUGCCGCCGAGAUCAAAUUAGAAGCCCUGACCAAGCGUCUGGAGAAGGAGAUGGACGCCCAGCCAAAGGCAGACUACUUCGGGAGCUGUGUGAAGUGUAACAAGGCGGUGUACGGAGCCACUGCUGCCUGCCAGGCUAUGGGAAGCCUCUAUCAUGAUGUCUGCUUCACCUGCAGCGCCUGCAGCAGAAGGCUACGGGGGAAAGCAUUUUACUACGUCGGUGGGAAGGUGUUCUGUGAAGAGGACUUUCUGUAUUCUGGAUUCCAGCAGUCUGCAGACAAAUGUAACGCAUGCGGACAUCUGAUCAUGGAUAUGAUCCUGCAGGCCCUUGGGAAGUCUUACCACCCUGGCUGUUUCCGUUGUGUCAUCUGUAACGACAGUCUGGACGGAGUGCCCUUCACUGUGGACACAGAGAACAAGAUUUACUGUGUCAAAGACUAUCACAGGGUCUUGGCCCCCAAAUGUGCAGCAUGUAACCAGCCCAUUCUGCCUUCAGAGGGCUCUGAUGAAACCAUCCGAGUGGUAUCCAUGGAUAAAGACUACCACGUGGAGUGCUAUCACUGUGAAGACUGUCAGAUGGAGCUGAACGACGAGGAGGGGCACCGCUGUUACCCGCUGGACGGGCACCUCCUCUGCCACACCUGCCACCUGAAGCACAUCGAGCCGGGCUGCGCCUCACCCACCGCUGCCUCCUACCAGCACCAGUUCUAGUUUUAGGAUCUAGUGCAUGGUGCCACCAGGUGGCCCUCUGAACUAACUGCCAAUAACCAACCACAACCAAUCUGCCCAAAAAAAUGUCUAUAAUGGUUUGAAUGAUAAUGUAUGCCUUUACUGUACAUCUCUGAUGUAAGUGUGGUCCCUUUAGGGUUAAUUGUGCGAUUGGUUGAUUGAUUGAUUGAUUGAUUGCGUGUGUGCAAGUGUGGGAGUGUGCUUGUAAAUGAGAUAGACCUGUUAUUAUUUUUUUAAUGAAAAAAUCUAUUUCUCUAUCGAAGACAUGGUUUAUUAGUUGUAAAGUGUUGAACUUUCAUCUGACACGAAUGUUAAUACUCUGGAAAUAUUUUUUUAAUAUAUGUAUAUUUAAAUACCAAUGCCAAAGCACAGUUGUAUUUUAAUGACUGAUACCAAAACAAUUAAGCAUGGAAUUAUAACAAUACAAUUUAUAGUCUCAAUUAGGUGCAUUGUGUGUAAAUAAAUAUGCAUUUCAUGUGCUUGUGUAAAUAUCCUGAUCUUCAUUUUCCCCUUUGUGUGCCACCAAUUUCAGUUGCUCAGUUUGAAUCAAUGUGUUUGUAGAUACUGAUACAGUAGAAAUAGUUUGCAUAGCUGAAUAGAGCAAUUGCCCAGUUUUGUAGUAUGUCUCUGUGUGUGGGUUAUGAAGGUGCGUUUCCAUGAAUUUUUUUACUAGAAAUACCUUCAUUACUCAUUUUAGCUAAUAUGCAGGUAUUGUCUAGAAAGUCAAAGUUAGCAAUUCAAUACACAAACUGUACAUGGUCCUUUUAUUGUUCCAUGUCAGUGGGAAUCAUGUUGAAUUAGUAUUACAUUUCUAUUGUUAAAUGAACCCUGGAUGUUCUGUUCCCAACACUGAUACUGGGCUAAUAUUCCCACUGUCCUCUGUCACACACCACUCAUAGAAUAUACUUUCUAUUGCAUUAUUAACCCAAAUAUAGCAGUUAUGUUAUGUCUGGGUCAACAAUGUUUCCAAAAUCCCUGCACACAAUUACCACCCAAGAAAAUAAAUAACUAGGUUUAUUCUAUUCCAAUAAACCCCCAAAUUCAAUAUCUAUGAACAACCCCUGAUAACCCAUUUUGGUUUGUAGUGACAAAAAAAGUGACUAAAAGAUUAAGUUUCAGUAGGCUUAGUCUAUCAUAUUUCAUGAUUUAUUAUAUUUAUCCUUGUUUGGAAAAAAUCCCAUGGUCAUUAAUCAUAUGUUCAAAGUAUGUGACGUAUGUGAAGUAUUCCAGUCGUUUACUGUAUUUGAAAAUGAUUUGAGAGAUGUCCAUAUCUAAUAUUUAACUAAAAUAAAUGCAUUGUAAUAGAUUG
Oncorhynchus mykiss (rainbow trout) is the source of this 4036-nucleotide messenger RNA. RefSeq names its product LIM domain-containing protein 1. Lineage: Eukaryota; Metazoa; Chordata; Actinopteri; Salmoniformes; Salmonidae. Gene Ontology annotation, cellular component: transcription regulator complex; P-body; nucleus. The record is from RefSeq and is a predicted model, not a curated record. Gene Ontology annotation, biological process: regulation of DNA-templated transcription; response to hypoxia; negative regulation of hippo signaling. Gene Ontology annotation, molecular function: transcription corepressor activity.